Messenger RNA from Musa acuminata subsp. malaccensis (wild Malaysian banana), 691 nucleotides. Lineage: Eukaryota; Viridiplantae; Streptophyta; Magnoliopsida; Zingiberales; Musaceae. The record is from RefSeq and is a predicted model, not a curated record.
CAUAUAGUUAAUUUGCAGUUUGAAGCCACCACCACCUUUUCGCUUAACCCUACUCUGACACACGCAUGCCACUAAUUGCUCAUCUUUAAACCAGCCCUUGCAGUCCAACAACCAUUCCAGAAGAUUGUGGAGCUGAAGCUUGGGUGCCAGGGAGACAUGGGCAACUGCAUGGAGAGAUGUGCUCCGAAGCAGCUGGAAGAAGAUAUGAAGCCAGCUGGAGGAGGAGAUGGACGAGCCAUCAAGGAAGGAAGUUGCAAGGUCAAGAUCUUGUUGACGAGGAAGGAGCUGGAAUGGCUGGUGCUUCAUCUGAAGGAGAAAGGGGAACAGAGGCUGGAAGAUGUGUUGUCGGAGAUGCACCGAGAGAUGGAGAAAGAGAGAGGAAAAGCUAAAGUGUGGAAACCUACGCUGGAGAGCAUAGAGGAGAGCCCAGUCGUACAGAACGGUCGUGUGGUUGUGUGAAUCUUCUUCUGCUUCCAACAGGAUCCUCCUCCUCCUCCUCCUCCUCCUGUGUUAGGGUUAUGGUGUGUCUCUCCAUGCAAAUAAUUUGGAGGGUAAGUACAAAUAGAAACUUGUGUGGGGUGAAGAUACUAAUCUUCUCAUUUUAAUGUCCCUAAUUAAGUACCACCUGUAAAUCCUGAAUCCUCCUACUAUACUUUCUGAAAUGUUGACUAUAUAUCAUUAUGAACCGUAA